Molecule: messenger RNA, 2983 nt
Organism: Pongo pygmaeus (Bornean orangutan)
Lineage: Eukaryota; Metazoa; Chordata; Mammalia; Primates; Hominidae
Gene: OR2AG2
Product: olfactory receptor family 2 subfamily AG member 2
Exons: 5
Coding region: 924-1973 (349 amino acids)
Biological process (GO): G protein-coupled receptor signaling pathway
Cellular component (GO): membrane
Molecular function (GO): olfactory receptor activity; G protein-coupled receptor activity
Source: RefSeq, a predicted model, not a curated record
GCUGAAAGCCUAGAGGGCUCUACACUGCAAGUCAUCUCAUCUAAUUUGUACUAUUCAAAUCCUGGCUGUAGUUCAUAUUCCAGCAGAGGAACUAUAAAGUAUCUCCACGUCAAAAACCAACAAACAAGCAAAGACACUCGUUAGAGUGUUUCAUACGGCUGAUGUUUAGAAAGAAGAAAAAGAGCAAGUACAAUGCAAAUACAAGCAAAUUACUACCAGUUGGGGCAUUAGACAAGAAGUCUAUAUAACCUUUUAAUAAGUUUUACAAGUUUUGACAAAUGUAUAUAGUCAUGAGACCACCACCAAAAUCAAGACACAGAAGUUUCAUCAGCCACAAGAAUUCUCAGUUCAAAGAGAAAAGAUACGAUAACUGCAGCAGAAAUUUUCAGCAUUUCCUGGUGAAAUGGGUGAUUAAAGAGACACUAAAGAAUGAGGAAGAUUAAGCAAAGAAUUGGGUGAGAGAUGGGAAAGCCUGAACUAAAAGCAGAAAGCAGCACUUGAAGAGUCCAGGUGAUCAAGCAGCCCAAGAGCCCAGAGAUUCUCCUAUUGAGGAAGGUAAUCAACAACAAUGACACGGUUUAAGUGAGAAGACAGCAAAGAGGUUUUUUAUAAAUAAAACUUUAAAAACUGAAUUGGAAUUCCAACUACAUUUUAAGCAGAAAAGUAGCUAGAUCUUAAACCAAUCCCCAGUGUAUUUGUUCAUUGUGAAGAAAGAGAUGCUUUCAUCUGUCUACAAAGAUGUUUGCUUGGGCUUGUUCUUCAGGAUACCUUAUUUGAAGGGAUUUCCAAAUGAUUACUAUUAACAACAUGUCAAAAUACCUGAUACCAGUUUAGCUGAUGGUUUAUUUCAAUAAAAGAAUUCAGAAAUCAGAGGCAUACUAAGAGAUGGAGAAGAUAUCAUAUUAUGGGAUUCCUAUUGGCCAAUGCACAGUGACCUAGAACAAUCCAAAGUCAGAGUGAACACCUUUAGAAAAGCUUCCACUGAUAAUAUAUUUGGUUCUAGGCAACUAAAAAAACACAUCAUGGAGCUCCGGAACUCCACCUUGGGAAGCGGCUUCAUCUUGGUGGGGAUUCUGAAUGACAAUGGGUCUCCUGAACUGCUCUGUGCUACAAUUACAAUCCUAUACAUGUUGGCCCUGACCAGCAAUGGCCUGCUGCUCCUGGCCGUCACCAUGGAAGCCCGACUCCACAUGCCCAUGUACCUCCUGCUUGGGCAGCUGUCUCUCAUGGACCUCCUGUUCACAUCUGUUGUCACUCCCAAGGCCCUUGUGGACUUUCUGCGCAGAGAAAACACUAUCUCCUUUGGAGGCUGUGCCCUUCAGAUGUUCCUGGCACUGACAAUGGGUAGUGCUGAGGACCUCCUACUGGCCUUCAUGGCCUAUGACAGGUAUGUGGCCAUUUGUCAUCCUCUGAAAUACAUGACCCUCAUGAGCCCAAGAGUCUGCUGGAUCAUGGUGGCCACAUCCUGGAUCCUGGCAUCCCUGAUUGCUAUAGGACAUACCAUUUACACCAUGCACCUCCCUUUCUGCAUGUCCUGGGAAAUCAGGCAUCUGCUCUGUGAGAUCCCACCCUUGCUGAAGUUGGCCUGUGCUGACACCUCCAGGUAUGAGCUUAUAAUAUAUGUGACAGGUGUGACUUUCCUCUUGCUCCCCCUUUCUGCCAUUGUGGCCUCCUACACACUAGUCCUGUUCACUGUGCUUCAUAUGCCAUCAAAUGAGGGAAGGAAGAAAGCCCUUGUCACCUGCUCUUCCCACCUGAUUGUGGUAGGGAUGUUCUAUGGAGCUGCCACAUUCAUGUAUGUCUUGCCCAGUUCCUUCCACAGCCCUAAACAAGACAACAUCAUCUCUGUUUUCUACACAGUUGUCACUCCAGCCCUGAAUCCGCUCAUCUACAGCCUGAGGAAUAAGGAAGUCAUGGGGGCCUUGAGGAGGGUCCUGGGAAAAUACAUGCUGCUGGCACAUUCCACACUCUAGGGAAGGAUCAUGGCUUGCCUCUCACUAUUCCUCCUCCAAAUAAAAUUCUCUACUCACUCAUUCUUCAAUACUAUACUCUGAGAUGAUACACACAUUUUUUAAAUUUUACUUUUAUUUUCACCUGUGAAUCUGGUGCAUACAAUGAACUUGAGUUAAACUCAUUUGGCACACAUCAUCCUGACUUUGGAAACCCAUGUUAUAAAAAUAACCAGUUGGGGGGAAAAGCCUUGAAUGGGUGUUGUAGACUCACUCUGUGGUAGAGCAUCAUCCUGACACAUUACCAAGUAGACAUGGUAGGGGAUUAGCUUUCCAUUUUAACGUCACGUAGCAGUGAGAAGCAGCAGUAGUUUUGGACUGACCAAAUUCCAAUAGCCUCUCAGCAUCAGAGGAGCCUCUCAGCAUCCAAUAGCCUCUCUGCUCCCUUUGAAGCAGAUUCUUAAACUAUUAAUAGAGGGAAGAAUUUUCAGAAAAUAUAUUAGACUUCCUGUUUAUUAAGUAGAUGAUUAUUUGAGCAGUUAGUGGAAAUGAGUAAGAGUUAUGUGACUGCAUUUGUACUCUAGACCUGAGGGAACUUCACGUUGGUUACUUGAGUAAUGAGAAAUAAUUACAUUGAAAGAGUGGGGCCAGGCGCAGUAGCUCACGCCUGUAAUCCCAGCACUUUGGGAGGCCGAGGCGGGCAGAUCACCUGAGGUAAGGAGUUCGAGACCAGCCUGGCUAACAUGUUGAACCCGGGUCUCUACUAAAAAUACAAAAAUGAGUGGGGCAUAGUGGCGGGUGCCUAUAAUCCCAGCUACUCAGGAGGCUGAGGCAGGAGAAUUGCUUAACCCCGGGAGGCGGAGGUUGCAGUGAGCUGAGAUCGCACCACUGCACUCCAGCCUGAGCACAGAGAGAGACUCCGUUUCAAUAAAUAAAUAGAAAGAAAGAAAGAAAGAAUGGAAAAGGAUAAAGAAAGAUAUUUCUACUUGGAAAUUUUGACAGUCUUUCUGAAAAUGGGCAUUUUUACAUUGCCU